UCACACUGGCAGCGCUGCCCCUUGUUAACAUAUUGCAAUAUAACCUAUUCUCCUAUUCCAAAACUGGUCGUACAAUAAUUGUCUUUUCCCCAAAGUUCAUGGCUAAUCACUAGUAAAUUAAAAUGUCGAAAUAUUCAGAAUUAAUAAAACUUGGAACACAGUACGCUCGUCGCAUGAAUUUUCUGUCGAAUCGGAUAUUUGGAGAAGUGGCGCGACCAACAAACAGCAAAUCCAUGAAAGUCGUCCGAAUGUUCGCCGAGAAGCCCGUACAGCUCCGUGAAGAUGUUGUAAAAUAUUACCCGCGGCACGUUGAAACCCACAUUCUUAUGAAGAAUCUGAGAAAUUAUGGACUUUUCCGAGAUGAGCAUGAGGAUUUCAAGGAAGAAAUGAAGCGGUUGAGGAGGCUCAGGGGUAAGGCGGCUCCAAAGAAAGGUGAAGGCAAACGAGCGAAGAAAUAGGGAUCGUUUUAUAUUUGUAGAGGAAAUUAUUAGUUUAAUAAAUGAAAUUGGGACAAA
Molecule: messenger RNA, 515 nt
Organism: Hermetia illucens (black soldier fly)
Lineage: Eukaryota; Metazoa; Arthropoda; Insecta; Diptera; Stratiomyidae
Gene: mRpS33
Product: 28S ribosomal protein S33, mitochondrial
Exons: 1
Coding region: 123-458 (111 amino acids)
Cellular component (GO): mitochondrion
Source: RefSeq, a predicted model, not a curated record